CAUGUGGGGCAGCGGCGGCCCCGGCGGCGCAGCGGUGACCGUCGCCGUGUGCGGCAGCCGGGACUGCUUCCUGCACCUGCCCGCGGCGUUGGCCGCCCGCCUCCGCCUGCAGCAGGGCCAAGCUGUGAAAGUCUCCUGGGGUCCCCAGCCCGUAUUUUUGAGUUGGAUGGAAAUCAGACAUCGAAGUUACCAUGAUGGAAGUAUUGCUGAAAUUAACAGACAGCUAGCAGAGAAACUUGGUAUUACACAUGGGGAUCAGGUAUUCCUUGAACCCUGUUCCCAAGUCCUGUCCUGUCAGCAAGUAGAAGUGGAGCCUCUCUCUGCAGAUGAUUGGGAAAUAUUGGAGCUGCAUGCUUCAUCUCUUGAAAGGCAUCUUCUUGACCAGAUUCGGAUAGUAUUUCCAAAAGCUGUCUUUCCAGUGUGGGUUGAGCAACACACCCAUAUUUACAUCCAAAUCAGUACGCUAAAGCCAGCUGCUCCCUAUGGGAGAUUAGAACCUCACACAAAGCUGCUUGUAUGUUCAAAAAUGCGCCGAGAUGAAGAAAACAUCACCAAUUUGUCUUCCUCAGGAAGUGACAUUUUACCAGAAAUAUUUAUCAAAAGUAAAAUGGACCAAGGAGAAAAAAUAACUGAACCUCUUGCCAAACAAUCUAGUUUAAAUCCAGGAGUCCUUGAACAAAGUACAUCUGAUACAAAAGUGGCAAGUAUAUGGGGCUUAAUAAGGAACGUUUUCUCUCCGACUUUGGAACACAAGCAAGAGACUUCCUCUGGUAGUCUUGAGAUAAGCACCUUAAAAGAAAAGCUAUUGAACUUAAUCCAUAUGGAUGCCAUUUUCAGAGUAUGUCAGUCUCAACCUCCCAGCAAACAGAACACAUCAGCAUUUCAAAAACACAAUGCUGUUCAUGUUUUUCCAUGGAAUCUAGAGUAUAUUGAGUUAGAGACUAAUUUUAAAGCAUCUUACGGGACGAUUACUGCACUUCUGUCCCCCAGACAAAGGUGUCAAGAAGCAAAGCAGAAUCUACCAGUGGAGAAGCAAAAGCAGAUGACCAGCCCACAACACAGAAACCCACCUAGUUCUAGUAACAGUCAAGAAUCCAAUGAGAUUUCUGUUGUUCCGAUAAUAUGGACUGGUUUUGAAGACCUAAAGGAUCCCAUAAAAUAUAACAGCAAUGUGGAAGCCAUGCAUGUUGGAAGAGUUUGGAUUCCAGAUGGCCUGAGAAAGAAACUGCAUAUAGAAAUGCAUGCAUCUGUCAGAAUUAAGUCACUGGAGUCAUUCCCUACAAUUCCAGCAUCUCUUAGAUUGCAGCCCACACAGAACCUACAUAAAGAUGUACAUGAAGAUGACAUAAAAUCAGCUUUUAAAUCCUGGUUGCAGGAUUACACUGGUGACAAUUUUCCCUGGAUGAUAACAGGUUCAGACUGCAUACAGCUAGAGGUUAAAGAAAGAAUGGAGGAGUUUGUCCUUAGUGUACUUCAGCCUUCUGUCACUGAAGAAAAUAAAUCAGAAAAUAUUUUUAUAUUGAGUCCCAGUUUGCUGCAGAAGACAAAUAUACAAGUUCUGUUAAAUCCUGUGACUACAAAAGCUGCCUAUGACAGGACCCACUGUAUGCAUGAUACAGACAAGAUCCUUCAUUUCCACAAACUAUGCAGCUUAGGAGGAGUGGAUAAAUUAGGAACAUCCUCCUUUGAGCAUAUCAGUCACAGCAUCUUAGGACGCCCUUUGUCUCAAAAGCUAGCUUGCUUUGUUGUGGGACUGCGCAAUGGAGGUGUCCUGCUCACAGGAGCAAAGGGAACUGGAAAGUCAACAUUAGCGAAGGCCAUCUGCAAAGAAGCAUUUGAUAGACUGGAUGCUCAUGUGGAAGUGAUUGACUGUAAAGAUUUAAGAGGAAGAAGAUUAGAAAAUAUACGGAAAAAAGUGGAGGAAGCUUUUUUAGAGGCAGCAUGGAGGCAGCCGUCCAUUCUUUUAAUGGAUGAUCUUGAUCACAUUGUUGGUGUCCCUUCUGCUCCAGAACAUGAGAACAGCCCUGAAGCAGUUCAAAGCAAUAGACUUGCACAUGUUUUGAAAGAUGUGAUAAAAGAAGUCAUUUCAAUGGGCAGUUUGAUUGCAUUAAUUGUCACAAGCCAGUCAGAACAUUCCCUGCAUCCUUCUCUUGUUUCUGCUCAAGGAAUUCGUGUGUUUCAGUGCUUUAAACAUAUCCAGCCUCCAAAUCAGGAGCAGAGAUGUGAAAUAUUGUGUUCCAUAAUAGAAAAUAAACUGAGCUCCACUAUAAACAAGUUCUGUGAUCUUGAUCUGCAGCAUAUUGCAAAGGAAACAGAAGGAUUUGUAGCUAGAGAUUUUACAUUGCUUGUGGAUCGUGCCAUACAUGCAUGUGUUUCUAACAGGAGAGCAUGCAAAAAAGAAGAACUGAAUCUGUCAACUUCACACUUUCAAAAAGCUUUAAAAGGUUUUACACCAUCAUCUCUGAGAAAUGUUAACUUACACAAACCUAAAGACAUAGGUUGGGACAGGAUUGGUGGCUUAAAGGAUGUCCGGCAAAUUCUCAUGGAUACUAUCCAGUUACCAGCAAAGUAUCCAGAACUCUUUGCAAAACUGCCCAUACGACAGAGGACAGGAGUUUUGUUAUAUGGAGCUCCUGGAACAGGAAAAACCCUCUUGGCUCACAUAGUUGCCCGAGAGAGUAGAAUGAAUUUUAUCAGCAUCAAGGGACCAGAGCUACUUAGCAAAUAUAUUGGAGCAAGUGAACAAGCAGUUCGAGAGCUCUUUAUCAGGGCACAGGCAGCUAAGCCUUGCAUUGUUUUCUUUGAUGAGUUUGAUUCUAUUGCUCCUCGCCGAGGUCAUGAUAAUACUGGAGUAACAGACCGGGUGGUUAACCAGCUGUUGACUCAGCUAGAUGGAGUGGAAGGCUUACAAGGGGUUUAUGUGUUGGCUGCUACUAGUCGCCCUGAUUUGAUUGACCCUGCUCUGUUAAGACCAGGUAGACUGGAUAAAUGCAUAUACUGUCCACCUCCUGAUCAGACUUCUCGUUAUGAAAUCUUAAAGGCCCUUAGUCAUUCUCUGCCUUUGGCAAAUGAUGUGGACUUACAAUAUUUGGCAUCAAAAACGGAGUAUUUCACAGGAGCAGACUUGGAAGCUUUAUUGUACAAUGCUCAAUUAGAGGCAGUACAUUCUAGUUUGGGUUCAUGCUUACCACAAGAUUUUGGUUCCAGUUCUGACAGUGACUUCAGUCUCUCUUCUAUGGUUUUCUUAAACCACAGCAGUGGUUCAGAAGAUUCAACAGGGGAGGGAGAAGGAGGGCUAGAACAUUCUCUAAUUUCCUUGGAGAUGUCUGAGUUGCUUCCUGAAGAUUCAGGAAGAUCCAACAUGUAUCGUCUUUAUUUUGGUAGUUCCUAUGAAUCAGAGCUGGGAAAUGGAACUCCUUCAGAACUGAGCUCCCUGUGUUUGUCUGGACCAAAUUCCGCAACCCAUGAUUUAAGUGGCAUGAGUCUGAGAGAUGUAGUAUCAUCACAACCCUCAGUGCUGAGAACAGCCUCACAGGAAGGUUACCAGGAACUUAAUCAAGAGCAAAUGGAACACCUCCGGACUGAAAUCAGUUCUAUCAAGGCCAACUACCAGAGCAAGAAUGCAGAGGAAAUUACCCCCAGUCAGUCAGUGCAAAACAAGAGUACUUUAAUCAUUACUCAAUCCCAACUGAUGACUGCACUUGCAAGUACAAGACCAUCGAUUAGUCAAGAUGAUCAGAAAAAAUUUCUUGAAAUCUAUAAUAAUUUUCAAAAUCCCAAGAAGAGGAAAGGACAGAGUGCAGCAACAUUCAGACCAGGACAAAAAGUGACUCUAGCAUAAUGAUUGUUGUUAUAUUUGUGAUCACUACACUGUAAUUUAGAAUAUAAAUGUCAGUCAUAUAUUUACAGUCUUAAAUCAGUUUACAAUUUAUAUUCAUAUAGAUUUAUUACUACAGUGACUGAGGAUAGGCAUCUUUUAAAUUAACUUGAAAUGCUGUAAGAUUAUUUGACAUCUUAUUUUGCAAAAUUAUUUGUCUUCCUAUAAAUCAGUAUUAAACUUUUUGAGACAAUAUUAGCUAUGUUGUUUCCAGCUAACCAGCAAACCUCAAGUUGUUCAUCAGUGUGCAAAUAUCAGGAGUUGGUUCCCCAUAUCUGUAUCCUUCCUCAGAGCAAAUAUUUUGCUUUUUCACAACUACUUCCUGAAUCUGAAAGGUGGAGGUUCUGUCUUCACAAGAAAUAUGGUAUCUAUACAUCUUAUUUUAAUACAUUGUAAUAACUAAGGAAAACACUUUUCAGUAAAAUAUACUGAACUGUAUAACAGCCUUGUAAAUCUAAGGACAUAUUUUGAAUAUGUAUUAGUAUGUAAGGAGUGCCAGAUUUUCUUGCAGAUCAACUGUAGCUGGAAAGAAUUUAAAACAAACUAAGGUCUGAAUUUAUUUUUUAAGUUAAGAAAAUGGAUACAUGGGAACAAAUCAGAAGAGGCUUCUUAAAUCAUGAGCUUAGUCCCCCACUAUUGCAGGAAACUCAAAGUGGACACACAAUUUGGGGCCAUUUCAAAAGGGGGUGUUUUUGAAGGGCAGCAGCUGUUAUGUUACAUUUGUGGUGCUCCCAACUUGUCCACACGUAACAAUUAGAAUGUAACAGCUACUGUCCUUUGGAAACCCUUCCCUUUUGAAACUGCUUCAAAUGUGUGUGUCCACACAUACUUAUACACUACUGUCAGAAAUUUAUCAAACUUCAUAUUAAAACCAGCUAGGUUGUCCCCACUGCUCUUCUUGAAAGGCUUUUCCAAAAACGCAUUUCUCUGAUAGUUGGAAAACAUCUUCUAAUUUCCUGCCUAUUCACAGAUCUUUUAUUCCCACUUGCUCUUACACUAAUAUUGUCCUUUUAUUUAAACAGCUUUUCUCCCUCUCUGGUGUUUACCUUCUUGACAUAUUUAUAGGGAGCAGUCACUUUCCCUCUAACCCAGUGCUCUCCUAGACUAAGUAGUCCAAGCUUUUUAGUCUUAUCUGAUAAAAUAAGCUGUCCACUCCCCUCAUCAGCAUACUAGUCCUUCUGUGCACCUGUUUCAUUCUAAAUUAAUCUUUCUUGAACAUAGUAUCAGAACUGUAUGCCAUAAAAUGACUAGUUCUCUGCAUAAAAACACUUGCCAAAAGAAGUUAUUAUUAACAGUAGGUGGGAUUCCCCACCAAUCCUUAAGCAGGUAGAAUUCAGAAAGGUACUCAAGGUAUUUAAAUUAAGCCUGUCUAUAGAUUUCAUUAUUCAGGUGAAUGAUACUAAUGUACACAGGGUGCAUCUACACAUUCGCUUUGCUGUGGAGUUGGUUACUUAGCUCCACAGUAAAGCGUCACUGUUUACAUGUGAGUCCAUAUUAGGGCACAGUAAAUUAAUGAACUCUGCCAUAGAAUAGUAUUGUCCAGGGCAGGUACUACCCUACAGUGGAGUCGCUUAGUGAGCUGAAAUGCUUGUAUAAACGGGGACCAAGGCUGACUGGGGCAUGAGGGUGCUUCAGUGCAGGGGCUGCUUGCCAACUAGCUGCUCACUGAAGCACCCUUGUGCCCCAGCCAGCCCCUCUGCUGCCUAACACCGAGACCUGGGGAUGACCCUCAAGCUCCCUGCCAACCUGGAUCUGCUGUGCCCCGGCUCAGACAGCUGCACCUGGGAGCAGCUGACUCUGGUGCAAACUGUGCCAGAGUUUGAACUGUGCUAUUCACCAUGUGUAGAUCUUCCUAGAGAGUAUAAAAGACUAUUACCCAGUCUGACAAGAAUUAAACCUUAAAUUCAGAGGGGUUUUUCUGAGUACUUAUUACAGACUGCGUAAAAAAGGCUGACAGCAGAUUUGCCAACUGUCUGUAAAUUUAUGGACAAUCUGUUUUAAAAAAAGAGAGAAAGAAAGAAGUAAAGUCUAAAAGCACCUGUCCAUAAAGUCCUUAAAAUGAAGCCAUCCAUAAAAAUAAUGACCGUGAGCUUGACUAAAAGUCGGUCCUUGGAAAGAGGCCAAAUGCAAAGCAUUGAUGAACAAACAUAGCAGAGCAGUACUACCUGGUGUCUGAGCAGGAGUACAGCACCUUUCAGGAAGUUCUGUCAGGGCUUUAUGAGCUAUGGGAGCCUCUAUAGCCCUGCCCCACUCCAGCUAUGUGCUGCUGCUGCUGUGUCCUAUUACCUGCCUAUAAUUGCUAUUCACCUUACAGACAGGCAGUGCUGCCUGGCCCCAGCAAUCUGAGACACUGAGUGGGAUGGGGAGGGGGUAGUGCAGCCAUGACAGAGCUGCAGGGCUGGGAGGGAGGGGAAGGCAUCAGGUAGGGGUGCACUCUGGGAUGGGAAUUGGGGCCUGCAGGGGUAAGACUGGAGAUCAGUACAGUGCAGGGUGCAGUUGGGGGAGAUAGGGUGUGAAGGUGAGUAAGGGACCCCCAGGGUAGGGACAGCACAGUGUAAAAGCAAUGCUGCAGUCAAGCAGCAUUGCCAACCUAAUUUUUUUUCUUUUUAUUGUCAACUUUUUUACUGAUAACCAAACUUUCUUUUGGUUGGGGUUAAGUCCCUAAAUUUGAACUCAGUCCUCAUUACUGCUAUUCAGGACUUGGCAGAAGAGUUACAUUUACAUUAUGUAAACUAUAUGUCAAUAAAAACGUAUGUCAAUAAGUAGUAUCUUAUGCCAGGGUAAUAUACAGUGAUUAAAUGCACAUGUAGACACUGACUACAGGGAUAAAUUGUACCUAGUCAGCCCAGUAAAACAUGCCAGUAAAUGUUUCGUUGUCAUUAAAAAAAACAAAAUAAAAAGCAGUCUUGUAUUGGCAACCUUGCCUGACAGGAUCUUUUUAUUUCAUUCCUCUGUUGUCAUGUAUCUUGUCAGCUAUCACUGACCUUGCUCAAUUGCCGGCCACACUCUCCUAGUGGUCCAUGGGUAUUAAACCUCCCCCCCACCCCCGCCCCCCCCCAAAAAAACCAGUAAUAAGUAGAUCUCUUUCCAUCUCUCAUGUACACACAACACUAUUUGGGUGUUUCUGCUUUGUAACCUAGCAGUACAUCAAAAUGCAUCUGGCUUCAGGAGCUUGUAGAGCUGCCUGAUAACGAUGAAUAGCUGGCAGAUCUCAUAUUUUGGAUGUGGCCUACAAUGCAAAAUAAAGAAGAUCUAGUAGCACCACUUACAUCUAACAGCAGGAGCAGCAAUAAUAUCCUAAAAACCUGGGUAGCAGAAAAUGUCACCAGAGUAUACCCCAAAGCAUGCAGAAAGAAUUUGCAGAAAGAAACAACUAAGUAUGUAUAAUUGACCAAUUCUGUCAGGUGCUGUGUCUGCAUCUCCCAUUAGCUUUAAUGAAGUUAGGGGUUUUAAACCAUAUAUGAUUUGCAUUUUAUUUUGAUCUACCAGGCUAUUCUGCAGGAAACCAUAUACCUUCUUUGUUUAGAAAAACAGUACCUCUAGCCUUCAUCCAGGAUUACACACCUAGAAUUUAUGAAGUUGCUUUUGGUUAUUAAAGAAGUAUUAGUAUACUUCUUUACAGUAUUUCCUCUAAGGAAAAGAGAUAAGGCAAUCUUUUUUAACAUUAAAAAUUAAGUCAAGAAGUAGAUAAGCAAGCCUUAGUCAGACUUGAACAGUACGCUGUUAUUUCAGAAUAAAUGUUACAUGUUAGAACUGUACAUAACUGUUUAAAUAUGAGUGUCUAAUGCAGUUCUCUCACAAGCUGUAGAAUGCACAAACAGAAUUUUUAAAUACUUCAGGCCUCAUUUCAGCCAAAAAUAAUCCAAGUUCUAUACCACGCUAGGCCUCAUUUUUAUCACCAAAUACAAAAUGGACAUAAGGUGAUUUUUUUUUUUUCUCCCCAAACCUGAAUUGCUUUAAGUAUCACAGCAGGACAAAAUAAUUAUGAUUGUGGAUUUUUGUUUUUGAUGCCAUUUAAUUAAAAAUAAUGGAUGUAGAAUGAAAUGCAUAAAAAUGCUAACUUUUA
This is a messenger RNA of Alligator mississippiensis (American alligator), 7943 nucleotides long. It is a transcript of the gene PEX1, whose product is annotated as peroxisomal biogenesis factor 1. The transcript has 24 exons. Bases 2 to 3841 code for a protein of 1279 amino acids. Gene Ontology annotation, molecular function: ATP hydrolysis activity; ATP binding. The record is from RefSeq and is a predicted model, not a curated record. Lineage: Eukaryota; Metazoa; Chordata; Crocodylia; Alligatoridae. Gene Ontology annotation, cellular component: cytosol; peroxisome; peroxisomal membrane. Gene Ontology annotation, biological process: protein import into peroxisome matrix.